This is a messenger RNA of Medicago truncatula (barrel medic), 2489 nucleotides long. Its product is annotated as mRNA-capping enzyme. The record is from RefSeq and is a predicted model, not a curated record. The coding region runs from base 181 to 2088 and encodes 635 amino acids. Gene Ontology annotation, biological process: protein dephosphorylation; 7-methylguanosine mRNA capping. Lineage: Eukaryota; Viridiplantae; Streptophyta; Magnoliopsida; Fabales; Fabaceae. Gene Ontology annotation, molecular function: mRNA guanylyltransferase activity; ATP binding; mRNA 5'-triphosphate monophosphatase activity. The transcript is spliced from 17 exons.
AAAAGAGAUAAAGGAGAAUGCGGCAACGUCGGUUGGUGAAGGAGGGGGGAAGAAAACUCGUAUAUGCGUGGUGGCGUCGAACAAAACAACGCAUAACGAAAAUCUUCACUUCCGAAAAUCGAUUAUUCUGAUUCUUUCACAUCCAACCAAAACCCUAAUCUCCACUCUCAUUCUUCUCCAAUGAACUAUCAAAUGAAUGGUGAAGAUGCACGCAGAGAUUUAAAAAGAAAGCUCCCUCAGAUGGAUCGAGGGCAAGAACGGAGACCUUAUAAUUAUAAUACGAAUUCUACAACUUACGAUAGGAAUGCGCUUCCUCCUGGUUGGUUAGGCUGCCCAGCACAUGGGCAAGAACUAGGAUGCAUAAUCCCUUCAAAGGUUCCACUUGGUGAAUCAUUCAAUGAUCACAUUCCAAAUAAUAAAUAUACUCCCAAGCAAGCAAUUCUUCAACAGAGAGCUUUAGGUAGAGAACUUGGUUUAGUGAUUGAUCUGACAAAUACUACUCGUUACUAUCCAUUAUCAGAUUGGAGAAAAGAAAGAAUACAACAUGUCAAGAUAAGAUGCCAAGGAAGAGAUUCUGUACCUGAUGACGAAUCUGUACAAAAGUUUUGCAAUGAGGUUCUGGAUUUUCGCUCCCGAAGACCAAACGCAGAGAAAUAUAUACUUGUACAUUGCACUCAUGGGCAUAAUCGUACAGGUUAUAUGAUUGUUCAUUUUCUUGUGCGUACAGAAUCAAUUUCUGUCACUGAGGCAAUACAUAAAUUUUCUCAGGCACGUCCUCCAGGAAUAUACAAGCAGGAUUACAUCGACUCCUUGUACAUGUUUUUUAAUGAAAGGAAGCCUGAAAGUCUUGUUUGUCCACAAACUCCAGAAUGGAAGAGUCUUCCUGAUCCUGACUUUCAUGGUGUAUCUGUCUCAGCUACUGACAAUUAUGCAGACAUUUUACAGGAGGAGAAUAUUGUGAGGAAUGAAGUAAUGACAAAUGAUGAUGUUUUGGGAGAUCCUAUUCCUUCAAACCAGCUACGUGCAAUGCGAGAAGUUUGCUAUCAACUGCUCAAGUUGGGCACAGGGGGAAAAGGACUGCAUUUUCCCGGAUCACACCCUGUUUCUCUGAACAGGGAAAAUUUGCAACUCUUAAGACAGAGGUAUUACUAUGCCACAUGGAAAGCUGAUGGGACACGGUAUAUGAUGCUAAUCACUGGGGAUGGAUGUUAUCUGAUUGACAGAAAAUUUCUUUUCCAAAGGAUCUCUAUGCGGUUUCCUUGCAGAUACUCUAAAGGGGGUACACCUGAGCGGAAUCACCACUACACAUUACUAGACGGGGAGAUGAUUAUUGACACGGAUCCACAUACACAUAAGCAAGAAAGAAGAUACCUCAUUUAUGAUUUGAUAGCAAUCAAUCAAGUCUCUCUGACACAGAUGCCAUUCUAUGAAAGGUGGAAGUUGCUGGAGAAAGAAGUAAUUGAGCCUCGUAACAUGGAACGAGAAGCCCUUUCCAAGAGUGCAAGUCCUUACUAUAUAUACGACUUGGAACCUUUUGGUGUAAGGAGGAAGGGUUUUUGGUUACUAUCUACUGUGUCAAAGCUCCUUCAUAAAUUCAUUCCAGGCCUCUCACAUUCAUCAGAUGGUCUUGUGUUCCAGGGUUGGGAUGAUCCGUAUGUCCCUCGCACACAUGAAGGUCUUCUGAAGUGGAAAUACCCUGAGAUGAACUCUGUUGAUUUCCACUUUGAGGUGGGAGCUGGUAAUCGACCCCUUCUUUUUCUGUUUGAACAUGGAAAGAAGAAGUUAAUGGAAGGGAAUACUGUUAUUUUUAAAGAUGCAGAAGAUAUUUCUUUCUAUUCAGGGAGGAUUAUUGAGUGCUACUGGGAUGCUGCGGAGCAUCACUGGGUCUGUAUGCGGAUCAGAACGGAUAAAGCAACUCCAAAUGAAUUCAUUACCUAUAAAAAGGUAAUGCGAAGCAUAAAGGAUAAUAUCACAGAAGAGGUCCUGUUGAAUGAGAUUAGUGAGAUCAUUCGACUACCCUUGUAUGCGGACAGAAUAGACAGGGAUAUCAAGGCUCACCAGCAUAUGGUCUCAUCACGGCGCAAGUGAGUUAUCACAAAAGCAAAGCACGUCCAAUAUGUGGUAGUACUUAAUUGAAGAGCAAUCAAGACUAAGUGAACACAAGCAAAGCCGUACAAGUUUUGUUGCCAUUCAUUCUCAAUAUCAUCCCUUACCUACCUUGGAGAAGAGGUUUAGGUUCUCUGAUAUUGUUUGUGGUUACUAAUUGUUGUUGUAUAUUAGCAAUUUUGCCAAUUUUCUUUAUUAUUUUUUAGCAUAAAACAAAGUCAAGUUCCUGAGAGAUUGUUGAAAAAAAAAGCUCAACACAAAUGGUUCUGAAGGGGAUAUACAAAUAUUCCACCUGCUACAAAUUAGAUUCUCUUCCCCUUUUGUAACCCAAAAAAGAAAAGAAAUAAGAUGUGUGGUAUUUUGACACAAUUGUUCCACAAUAA